Molecule: messenger RNA, 1324 nt
Organism: Scheffersomyces amazonensis
Lineage: Eukaryota; Fungi; Ascomycota; Pichiomycetes; Serinales; Debaryomycetaceae
Product: glutathione-disulfide reductase
Exons: 1
Coding region: 397-1200 (267 amino acids)
Biological process (GO): cellular response to oxidative stress
Cellular component (GO): cytoplasm; fungal-type vacuole; cis-Golgi network
Molecular function (GO): glutathione disulfide oxidoreductase activity
Source: RefSeq, a predicted model, not a curated record
CAUAUUAUUACUUAUUCUAGACAAAACCUCACCAACUACACAUACAGGUCCCAAAUGACCACUCUAUAGACAAUGAGUCCACACAACAACACGUUCUAAAACACACAUAAAUGUGUAUCUGUAUCACUACUAAUCCAGGGGGCCGAACUUACGCGAAUGGAAAUUUUUUACGUGGCACCUAAAAAUAAAUGGAAAUAUUUUGAAACGAAAAUCUAGACAUUUGUUGGAUCAUACUCAGCUUUCUAAACAUAUAGAUAGUAUCUACAUAAAGACAAACUAAUAUUUUUCUAUUGUUGGUAUACUUGUAUUAAAGAGUAUUGAUGAACUAUUCCUCAGUGUAAACAAGUGAAUUUUUGAAGAUUUUAUUUUAUUACUAUAACAAAUUAAUAAGCAGAUAUGGUUAGCACAAGACAGUUUCGAGCCAUUGGGUUGGGUGUGAUUGUCGUAAUAUUGGUCACUAUAUUAUAUCGGUCUAAUUCAAAGACUUAUGAGCCAGUUAAUGAAUCAGUUGUUGGUUCUGCUUCAGUAGGAUCAGGAGCUCUGGUUGACUUAAAGAAGGGAAGCUCUGUAGGCGGUGGAUCUGGAGCUGGAGCUGGAGCUGGAGCCGGUGCAGAAGUCGCUGGAGCUAUUGGUGCAGCAGUAGGUGGAUCUGGUGGUAUCAGUAAUUUAAUCGAAUCGAAGAAUAAUGAUAAACAAGAUGAAGCCAUAAAUCAAAGAAUCUCCAAAUUAACUGAUGAGAACAAGGAGGUAAAGGAUUCAAGUAACAAGCCAGCUGCAGAUGUUAAAGUUGAUUCUAAAUCAACGCCAGAUACCGAAAAAGCAGCAGAAGGAGCUUUCGAUCCUUCUCAGAGUUUACUAGAAAUCAGAUCUCUCUCUCCUAUGACUAUAUUUUCUAAAACUUACUGUCCUUUCUCCAAGAGAAUUAAGUCGUUGUUGGCUGACAAUUAUGAAAUCUCCCCUAAAUACACCGUGGUUGAAUUAGAUAAACAUGAACAUGGAAAGGAAUUACAAGCAUAUCUUGCAGAAGUUACCGGUAGAAAUACAGUUCCUAAUGUGUUAGUUGGUGCAUCUCAUGAAAGUAGAGGAGGAGCUGAUGAUUUCGUUAAAUUGCACAAGGAUGGCCUUUUAGCUCUGUCAAUUGAAACUUGGGGAAAUUCCAAGAUUUCUGUUAAAAAGGUUAAUCCACCAUCUAAUGUUUAAAUAAUGAUUUAGUUUUAUUUUAUUUUAUGUAUGAAUCUAAGAACGGAGUUUAUCAUAAUUGUAUAGAAUUAAUAGAUAUAGACUUCACUUAAAGACCUUUAUUUUAAACUACAUACACAUGCUU